Messenger RNA from Archocentrus centrarchus (flier cichlid), 2774 nucleotides. It is a transcript of the gene popdc2, whose product is annotated as popeye domain cAMP effector 2. Gene Ontology annotation, biological process: striated muscle cell differentiation; regulation of membrane potential; heart development. Gene Ontology annotation, molecular function: cAMP binding. The transcript is spliced from 4 exons. The record is from RefSeq and is a predicted model, not a curated record. Gene Ontology annotation, cellular component: sarcolemma. Lineage: Eukaryota; Metazoa; Chordata; Actinopteri; Cichliformes; Cichlidae. The coding region runs from base 418 to 1557 and encodes 379 amino acids.
CUGUGCAAACCAGUGGGUGAGAGAAAGAGACAGAAAAGCGCAGCAAGAAAGACUACAGGGAGACUUGGAAAGGAAGCACGGGGCGAGAAGCCAGAGGGGAGAGGAAUAGACGCAUGAUGAGAGGAGAAGAAACAGAAGAAACCCAUUCCAGCUGUGUUUGUAACAAAUAGAGCCGAGAUAACAUCUUCACGUUGAAGAAUUUUCCGCUGUACACCAAGGGAACAAUUACCUCUGACAUUUUUGGUCAGUAUCAGCUGUUUAUUUAUUUUUGAUCAAGCUGCAAUUCAAACAGACUAUCUAGUAACAGGACAGAAAUAACACCAAGUUUAAGUGGAAAAGAAGUUUUACCGGUGCUUUUAUAAGACUUUGUUUUGUGCAUUAAAGGCCUGGCUUUGACUUAUUUGAGAAGAUUUAAACAUGAGUGCAGACAACUCAACUCUGCUGGACAGCUUGCUCUUUCCCCCUCUCUGCGAUGGCUGGAGCAACAACACAGAGGGAGCCAUCUACCAGCUGGGCAACACCAUCCUAUUUCUGGGCUACAUGGGAGGAAGCGGGGCCUAUGGGUGCCUCUUCAUCUUCAGCUUCCUUUCACCCGGCUUCUUGUGUCUCCUGCUGUGGGGCAUGCUAACAGUGUGCGGCCUGGAUGUCUUCACCUGGAACCUGCUUCUGCUGCUGGUCUGCUUGCUUCAGCUCUGCCACCUCCUUUACCGGGUUCACCAGGAGGGGAUACACAGUGAGGAGCUGGCCUCCCUCUACCAGGCAGUCUACCUGCCCUUGGGUGUGCCUGUGCAGGUGUUCAAGGAAAUUGCAAAGGCUUUUGAGAACAAGGUGCUGGAGCUGAAGGCAGGGGAGACAUAUGCUGUGGAGGGAAAGACGCCCAUUGACCAACUCUCCUUUCUGCUUUCUGGGAGGAUCAACGUGUCUUUGGAGGGCCAGUUUCUGCAUUACAUCCACCGACACCAGUUCCUUGACUCUCCUGAAUGGGAGUCUCUUAGACCAAACGAGGAGGGAAAAUUCCAGGUGACCCUGACAGCAGAGGAAGACUCCUGCUACAUCUCGUGGCGUCGCCGCCGCCUCUACAUGCUGAUAUCAAAGGAUCGCUACAUCGCCCGUCUCUUCUCCGUCAUGCUGGGACACGACAUUGCUGAAAAGCUCUACAACCUUAACAACAAGCUCUACAUUAAAAGUGGUGUGCUGCUGGACAUCCGCUUGCCAAGCCUCUACCACGUGCUAGCUCCCGCCUUGCAGGGCAGCGAGGGUGGCAGUGGUAGUGAUGGAGGCACUGCCAGGGAGCAACAAGCUGAACAACACAUCCAAGACCCAGAGCUGACCUACCAGAUGCCUGAUAGACCUCAAUCUCAGCCUCUCCAGCCCAAACUUCAGGGACCAAAGACGACAGCCCUGGAUGAACCCUUGCGUGACCCCUAUGACCCUUCUUGGGCGUCUGACCCAGAGCUUCCCAUUGGUGAGGACUCCACCAGCCUGGUCUUGGAGGACUUUGCUGAUGUAGCGGGCUCCUUAAUGGAUUAUGGCAGUGAGAGGGAAUAUUUGAGAUAGAGAGGCAGGGUGCUGGAGCUAACACACUGGGGCACUACUUAAGCUACAUGAGGUGAUGGGAAUCUACCACCUCGAUUCCAGAGGGUCAGAGCGCCGCUGGCUCCCACUGACACCCCUAAACUGUGAGACGUCUCUCCUGGAAACGCUACGCUAUCAACGGCAUGAAUGUGUCAUACGUCACCAUUCGCUCCUCUCCGUCUCUGUCCCUGUUCUUCGGUCUUGAGCAUGCAGAAUGUAAACUCUUACUUUUUAUCAUUUCAAUUAACAUUUAAGACAUAGGACAGCUCUUACUGACAUCUUUUAACAGUUGGAGAUCAUUUAAUAACAAAGAAAAAGACUCUUAGAGCUAUUUCUGUAGCUGUUAUCAGAGAAAAACAUCUGUCCAGUUAACAGUGGACGUGUUAACCUGCAGAUAUUUUAUCUAACAUUUAGUCAACUCCAAAUUAUGAGUGAAGCCCUGAUUUAAAUCAUAAUUACACGAUUGCAUUGAUGGACCCUGGAGAACUGAGGGCAGGCAGCCGUGCGUUGUUACCCACCAGCACAUUCAUAAAAGGCCAUUUCAUGUUAUGUGACUGAGAGGAAUGAAUCUGCUUAUUUUUGAGGUUUGAAUUCAGACUUGAUUUUCACAUGAUUUAAUGUUAUCUUUCACCUUUGGAAGUUGCUUCACAAAUGAACGAUACUAAAUAUUUGAAACAAUACUGAUUUGAUGAAGGUUGCUGCACAUUUUCUGGGUUUGAUUUUGAACAGUUUUGAUAAAACACAAUUCAAUGAGAAGUUAUGAAACAGCUUAAUGUUGCCAGAUGUGCAGUAUGAUCAGUUCGUCUUCUUUUCAAGCUCUGGAAAGGAUUCAGUUUUGUGGCCUUCUGAUAUCAGCUGUGUUGUUUUCUACUAUUUUGCUGCCAUGUUUAGUUUAUUUAUCAGAUUACCAAACUCAUCCUUUUACUUGUUCUCUGGUGAUUUUUUAAAUGUUUUUAAACAGUGGAGUGUUUAAUACAGUGAUUCAUGGUAUUUCUGUGUUAUUGAACUUCUUCUUUCAUGGGGCCAAGAUUUCUCCAGUUGAUUCAAGUUGUUUACGUUCCUGCUUCCCGUCAUAUGUCACAACACUACUUAGCGCACAAUCUUUAGCGCUGCGAUUACUUCACAGCUUCACCUCAGUGCAAAACUCUCAAAGCUUUCACCCUCGAAAGCCAGCGAAAAGCAAAACACAGCUGCGAGUU